AUGCCGCUGGUAAAAAGAAACAUAGACCCCAGGCACCUAUGCCACACAGCUCUGCCCCGAGGUAUCAAGAAUGAAUUGGAAUGUGUCACCAAUAUCUCCUUGGCAAAUAUAAUCAGACAACUGAGUAGCCUAAGUAAAUAUGCUGAAGAUAUAUUUGGUGAACUUUUCAAUGAAGCACACAGUUUCUCAUUUAGAGUCAACUCUUUACAAGAACGUGUAGAUCGCUUAUCUGUCAGUGUUACACAGCUUGAUCCAAAGGAAGAGGAAUUGUCACUGCAGGACAUUACAAUGAGGAAAGCUUUCCGGAGUUCCACGAUUCAAGAUCAACAGCUGUUUGACCGCAAAACUCUGCCUAUUCCUUUGCAAGAAACUUAUGACAUUUGUGAACAGCCUCCUCCACUUAACAUUCUCACCCCUUACAGGGAUGAUGGAAAAGAGGGUUUGAAGUUUUAUACCAAUCCUUCAUACUUCUUUGAUCUGUGGAAGGAAAAAAUGUUGCAAGACACCGAGGACAAAAGAAAAGAAAAGAGGAAGCAGAAGCAGAAAAAUCUAGAUCGUCCUCAUGAACCAGAAAAAGUGCCAAGGGCACCUCAUGACAGACGGAGAGAGUGGCAGAAGUUAGCCCAAGGUCCGGAGCUCGCGGAAGAUGAUGCUAACCUCUUACAUAAGCACAUUGAAGUUGCUAAUGGCCCAGCUUCACAUUUUGAAUCAAGAUCUCAAGCAUAUGUGGACCACAUGGAUGGAUCGUAUUCGCUUUCUGCAUUACCCUAUAGCCAGAUGUCCGAACUUCUGAACAGAGCCGAGGAGCGAGUGCUGGUCAGACCAAAUGAACCACCGCCACCACCUCCAAUGCAUGGAGCAGGAGAUGUGAAACCUGUGCCUCCUUGUGUUAGUUCUACUACUGGCUUGGUAGAAAAUCGUCCUCAGUCACCAGCAACAGGCAGGACACCAGUGUUCGUGAGCCCCACUCCUCCUCCUCCACCACCACCCUCUUUACAUCCAGCUCCACCUCCAAUUGCUCCUCCCCUAGCACAACCCUCUCCUCCCGUCACUAGGGCUGCCCAAGUGUGUGAAGCUGUACCCGUUCACCCAGUUCCUCCUCAGGCUGAAGUACAGGGACUUCCUCCACCACCCCCACCUCCUCCCUUGCCUCCUCCUGGCAUUCGACCCUCCUCUCCUGUCACAGUUGCAGCCCUUUCUCACCCUCCUCCUGUUCUACACCCUCCUCCCGCAACCAUUGUCCCUGGCCCUCAUGCCCCCCUAAUGCCUCCAUCUCCACCAUCCCAAGUGAUUCCUGCUCCUGAACCCAAACGCCAUCCUUCAACUCUUCCUGUAAUCAGUGAUGCUAGAAGCGUUCUGCUGGAAGCAAUACGGAAAGGUAUCCAGCUACGCAAAGUUGAGGAGCAACGUGAACAAGAAGCUAAGCAUGAGCGCAUUGAGAAUGAUGUUGCUACUAUACUUUCUCGUCGCAUUGCUGUGGAAUACAGUGACUCAGAAGAUGAUUCAGAAUUCGAUGAAGUGGAUUGGUUAGAGUAA
Molecule: messenger RNA, 1536 nt
Organism: Egretta garzetta (little egret)
Lineage: Eukaryota; Metazoa; Chordata; Aves; Pelecaniformes; Ardeidae
Gene: WASF1
Product: WASP family member 1
Biological process (GO): actin cytoskeleton organization; positive regulation of Arp2/3 complex-mediated actin nucleation
Cellular component (GO): cytoskeleton
Molecular function (GO): protein kinase A regulatory subunit binding; Arp2/3 complex binding; actin binding
Source: RefSeq, a predicted model, not a curated record